This is a messenger RNA of Phasianus colchicus (ring-necked pheasant), 463 nucleotides long. RefSeq names its product neuropeptide FF-amide peptide precursor (gene NPFF). NCBI's taxonomy places the organism in Eukaryota, Metazoa, Chordata, Aves, Galliformes, Phasianidae. The record is from RefSeq and is a predicted model, not a curated record. Gene Ontology annotation, molecular function: neuropeptide hormone activity.
AUGGCAGCGCGGGUGGUGUUGGUGCUGCUGCUGCUGUCGGCCGGGACCGCUCGCACCUCCAGCGCGUGUCCCGAACCCCCCCGGUCCGAUCCGCUCCCGGACGGUCCCGGUGCCGCCGCCCCGUCGGGUCCGUCCGCUCUGAGCGCGCUGCUCCGCUCCAUGGGGCGCCCCCGGCACGGCGCUGCCCCAGAGCUGCAGCCGCAGAGGUUUCCCCGUGGGCCGGGGGCCCCUUCGUGGCUCAGCCCCCGAAGUUGGGAUCCCCCAUCCGCUCCAUUCUGGACCAUGGCCACACCGCAGCGCUUCGGCCGCCGUCGCUGAGCGUCCAUCCCCACAGCUGUCCGUGGGUCCGUCCCCCUGCAUGGGCCCGAGUCCGUCUGUCCGUGGGUCAUCCAAUAAAGCGGUGCCACCAAACCCUGAACGCUCGCAGUGGUUUUGCCUCAGGCAGGGGAGAUGAAAGGGGGAA